This is a messenger RNA of Drosophila innubila, 1290 nucleotides long. RefSeq lists its product as uncharacterized. The transcript is spliced from 5 exons. NCBI's taxonomy places the organism in Eukaryota, Metazoa, Arthropoda, Insecta, Diptera, Drosophilidae. Bases 198 to 1259 code for a protein of 353 amino acids. The record is from RefSeq and is a predicted model, not a curated record.
UUAAGAUAAUGAGAAAUGUAAAUCGAAAUUGAAGUUCUGUUUUCUGUUUAUGUUCUUAUCAGCUGUUCAAAACUGAGAGAAAAAGAGAAUGAGAAUGCCAGCUUAUACGAGUAUAUAUUUAAAGCUUGCAUUGUCGAGUUACUUUGUUAGUUAUUUUCGAGGUUUCCGGAACCACAGAAGUGGAAAGCUCAAGCGCAAUGCAAAAGUCAACUUUUUUGUGGUUGUUGCUACUGAUGAUUGCAGUUUUUGGCUCCGGUGGUGGGCUCAUUUAUUAUGUCUGUAAAGCAGAUAUUCUUGAGCUGUCAGAGGGGGAUCCGUGCCCGGAAAGGCAGGGAUUUCCUUCAAGAACUUGCGUCAAGGAAGCAGCUUGUACCACAUUGAACGACUACAAGGACCUAAACCUAAGUGAAGAAAAUGAAAAGAGUUGUGACUUUAGUUCCCCGAAUCCCGAGAAGUUGAUCUGCUGUCCCGACCUCUUGCCCUUAAAUUUUACAACCACAAUCCAACCACCGAUUAAACCACAAACACUCAUAUUCAAAUACUUGGCAUCUGUGGGAUACUACGAACAGAUUUCUAUGGAUGACUAUGAGUAUCGCUAUACGGCCAUUGUUCUAUCUCCAUCCCAUGUGCUGGCAACGAGUCCAUCUCUAAAACUAUCAAAUAAUAUGGUUCCUGUUCACGUGAUCCUGGGCACAAGUGAUCCCAGAGUUUACGUUGACACGCAAGUGUUUCGGACUGUUGUGAAUCGUAGGAAGAUUACAAUGGAUCUGGCUCUAUACGAAUUGGAGAAUCCGAUUAGCGAGAACCAAUUGCUGAAAACCAUCAGCAUAGCCAAUCUUUGUGACAGAGCUGAUUUUUUGAACUCUCCAAAUAUGAAAGCCAUAGGUUAUGCUCAAAAUCAGACAUAUAGCACCAGCUGCGCUAUGUUCACAAAACAGGUGCAACUCGUUGACUUCAACAAAUGCCACAAUGUGUUGAGCACGCUGAAGCUGGAGGACAUUGUUGGCUCCAAAACGCACCUGUGUGUGACUCCUGGAACGGAUCAUUUUACUCCCGGGGAUGAUAAUCGCUGCUCCAAGUGUCUAACGGCCACAUCGAGUGUCCUUCAUGUGCAGCGUCCUGAUGGCAGCUUCUGUGUGGGCGGUAUUGCCACGCCCACAACCAACGAGUGUGUUGUGAACAGUGAGCCCCUCUAUUACACUAUUCUCCAGAGCGGCACACUCCGUAAAUUUAUACCUCCCGCUCUCCGGGAAAUUUAAUCAAACUCAAAUAUAAAUUUUCAAUUAUCAA